AAAAAAACUGUGAUCCUUUCUGGUGUUGAUGAUAAUAAAGUUAUUUAUGCUACAGAUGUUCAAAAUGAAGCAAGUUUACUCGAUAAUAAUAAGCUUGAUGAGCUUUUAAAUGAAUUGCCUAUAGAAAAUAACCAUGCCGCUGCUCUUAGUUCUGCAAUAGUUGAUUAUUUUAAUGAUAUUGAUCAAACUAUUGCAACCAAAGAAGCAUUGACAAACCAACAAAUAGUUACUCUUAUUCAAAAUGAAGAAUAUGAUGAUACUGAAAAUAGUUUAGAUGAUUCAGAUGAAGAACUAUUCGAA
Molecule: messenger RNA, 300 nt
Organism: Dentiscutata heterogama
Lineage: Eukaryota; Fungi; Glomeromycota; Glomeromycetes; Diversisporales; Gigasporaceae
Source: the annotation of a GenBank genome assembly